Molecule: messenger RNA, 1693 nt
Organism: Pelodiscus sinensis (Chinese soft-shelled turtle)
Lineage: Eukaryota; Metazoa; Chordata; Testudines; Trionychidae
Source: RefSeq, a predicted model, not a curated record
CUGCUUGUCCUAGGGAUGAGCCCUGGUGUAGAUGCAGAAUCCAUCCUCUCUUUGUCCUUGGUGGAGCUCUCUGAGAAACUGAGGCACGGUUCUCUUUCUCCAGACUGGGUCUUCUAUGCCUACGUGGAUAAGGCCCUUCAAGUGACCAAGGAAGUCAACUGCGUGACUGAUUACCUCCAGGAGUCCGAGUUCUGGCUUCAGGAAGUGAAAAGGCACGAGAAGAAGGGCUUGCUCUACGGAGUCCCAGUCAGCAUAAAGGACUCCAUUAACUGUAAGGGCCACGAUUCCACCCUGGGUCUUGCGAAGUAUCUCAAUAAACCCGCUGCCGAAGACAGCGUGAUAGUGCAAGUGUUAAAGAGACAGGGGGCGCUUCCGUUUGUGAAAACCAACGUUUCCCAGUCCCUGUUGAACUACGACUGCAAUAAUUUACUCUUUGGCCAGACCGUGAACCCUCGGGACCACACCAAAACGCCCGGCGGCUCCUCCGGAGGAGAAGGGGCGCUGGUUAGCAGCGGAGGCUCCAUUCUGGGUGUUGGGACGGACGUAGGAGGAAGCCUCCGUAUUCCAGCAGCUUUCUGUGGGAUCUGUGCGCUCAAAUGCACGGGGGGCAGAUUGAGCAAGAAAGGAAUAGUCUCCAGUAUUCCUGGGCAGAAAUCAGCUGUCGUAGGGGUCGGGCCUAUGGCGAAGGACGUGGAUAGCCUGGCCCUGUGCAUGAGAGCGCUCCUGUGUGAGGACAUGUUCCGCCUGGACCCCACCGUGCCCCCCAUGCCCUUCAAUGGGGAGGUGUUCUCCGGCUCACGGCCCCUCCGCAUCGGCUAUUAUGACACAGAUACUUUUACAAGGCCGGGUCCUUCCAUGAGACGGGCAGUUUUGGAGACCAAGCAACUUCUGGAGAAGGCAGGCCAUACGCUGGUGCCUUUCAAUCUCUGGGAUAUUGAGCAUUUUGUGUUUGAUAUUUCUUUGAGAGGUUUGUUUGCAGACGGAGGCGCCACCUUUUUGGAUCGCUUCAAAGGGGAGCUAGAAGAGCCCAACAUUAAGCAAUUCCUCCUGUUGUGCAAAGCGCCAGGCUGGCUUCGAAGCCUCGUGUCCUGGGUUGCCAAACCAAUAAUGCCUAGACUAGCAAACAUCAUGAGAAGCAUGAAGGAGAGGUCGGUGAAAGAACUCUGGAAACUUCAUUGUGAGAUUGAGGAGUACUGCCAAAGAUUCAUCGCCGAAUGGAGGAAGCUGGAUCUGGAUGUGAUGCUGUGUCCGGCUCUGGGCCCUGCUUUUCAGAUUGGAUUUCCUGGGAAGCUCUCAGUGGCAGCAAGUUACACUAUUUUGUAUAACUACUUGGACUUUCCCGCCGGAGUUGUGCCGGUCACUACGGUGACGGAAGAGGAUGAAGACGAGCUGAAGAACUACAGAGGACACUAUAACGAUUGGUGGGACAAGCUCUUUGUAAAGGCUAUCCGGGGAGGCGUGGGGCUGCCCGUGGCAGUGCAGUGUGUGGCUCUGCCGUGGCAGGAGGAGCUCUGCCUUCGGUUCAUGAAGGAGGUGGAAACGCUGACCCGGAAGAAGCAAAGAAACUUUUGACCGAUGGGCAGGACAGAGCGCUGCUGUGUUACGACAUUGCUCGUUGGCUCCAGCCAGCCAUCUGCGUCAAGCAGGGAUGUUCAUGGCGCAGCCGUUGUUGAAUUAAAUAACUUUCUGGUGC